AAGUUUUCGGGCCCGAGAAUUCUCGGGAGUUUUGAGAAACGGGCGCCUGGGCUUGCAAACACAUAAUAAUCCCAUGUUAAUAACACGAGUGUGACCCGACGUGGAAGAUUUAAUGAUUUUACCAAGAGGCACAAUGGCCUUUUUACGUUGAUGAAGAAUACUUUAUCCGCGAAAGUAAGCCAUCAAGUAGAAUUGUGCACGAGUUCUUUUUAUUAUUAAAUUUUUGCAUAUAGCAUGUGUCCUCUAUACAUUACUUUUUCUAAAAAAAACCAUUAAUUUCUGAUUCAGGCGGAUCGUUUGAAAAAAGCCAAGCGUUAGUUGGCUCGCUUUCAAACUUUGACAUAUGGAAAGACCAGUUCUUUGCCGCUGAAAUUAUGACCGAGAUGGGAAAAGGAUGCGGAACGUGGUCGGGGAACCUCGUCAGUUGGAGGGAUCUGCGGAACUCUCCCCGGUACGGAGAUGUCGUCAUACAGGAGUACUCAGAGUGCUAUACACCCGGUGUUGUCACCCGUAGCCAUCGGGACCAGUAUUGUCGAGAUCUGAUAGCAGCUAUCCCCUCGGCCAGUUGCUCUACUCCCGCUUAUGCCCUUUUCGACACGAGAGUUGAUCUCAAAAACGUCAUGUGGCGUUGCUACUUCGCCAAUGCUGUGAAAACAGUCGUCAGAGAUCACACGUUUGCUUAUGACAAGGACUUGUUGUCGGCUUGUUUUUAUACUAGACAUGGCGAGCUUACAAUGAUUCAAGACUGAGCAUCUCUCAGCGUUUUGAAAAGUCUCUGGCAGUGAAAACAGUCGUCAGAGAUCACACGUUUGCUUGUAACAAGGACUUGUUGUCGGCUUGUUUUAUACUAGAAAUGGCGAGCUUACAAUGAUUCAAGACUGAGCAGCUGUCAGCGUUUUGAAGAGUCUCUGACAGUCGCCAUUUUGUCAUCCUAGAGGAAUACCAAGAAUAAUGAAGUAUCCAUUUCCAUCUGCGUAUGUAGGGGAGCUUGUAUGAUUGAUUUUUUUUUCGAUUGAUUGUAAAAGAAGUUUAUAUUAGUUAUGUUAUUUACCAGCUGGGAGGUCCGUAUCGUGAAAUACCGUGACUGAGGUCAGUAUUCAUGCCCGUAGCCAGAUUUUGGCCAUGGUCACGGUAUUUUACGAUACGGACCGACCCAUAGCUGGGAAAAAACAUAUUUUUUUUCCUCAAAAGAAUUUCCAACUUUAAGGGCUAUAUAGGGGUGUUAAGGGCUAGCUAGAGGUGUUGUGUGCUAGCAAGGGGUGUUAUGCGCUAGCUAGGGGUGUUAAGGGCUAGCUAGAGGUGAUAAGGGCUAGCUAGGGGUGUUAAGGGCUAGCUAGGGGUGUUAAGGGCUAGCUAGGGGUGUUAAGGUCUAGCAAGGGGUGUUAAGGGCUAGCUAGGGGUGAUAAGGGCUACCAAGAGGUGUAAAAGGCUAGCUAGGGGUGCUAAGGGCUAGCUAGGGGUGUUCAGGGCUAGCUAGGGGUGUUAAGGGCCAGCUAGAGGUGUUAAGGUCUAGCUAGGGGUGUUAAGGUCUAGCAAGGGGUGUUAAGGGCUAGCUAGGGGUGAUAAGGGCUACCAAGAGGUGUAAAAGGCUAGCUAUAGGGGGUUAAGGGCUAGCUAGGGGUGUUAAGGGCUAGCUAGGGGUGUUAAGGGCUAGCUAGAGGUGUUAAGGGCUA
This is a messenger RNA of Nematostella vectensis (starlet sea anemone), 1673 nucleotides long. RefSeq lists its product as uncharacterized. The transcript has 2 exons. Bases 375 to 749 code for a protein of 124 amino acids. Lineage: Eukaryota; Metazoa; Cnidaria; Anthozoa; Actiniaria; Edwardsiidae. The record is from RefSeq and is a predicted model, not a curated record.